Molecule: messenger RNA, 474 nt
Organism: Enterobius vermicularis (human pinworm)
Lineage: Eukaryota; Metazoa; Nematoda; Chromadorea; Rhabditida; Oxyuridae
Source: the annotation of a GenBank genome assembly
AUGGCGCCGAUCAGCUACUGCUUGGAUGAACAAAUGAAAACUAGCAAAAAGAGAAGGGGUGAUUUAAAAUAUGCUAGUCACCAAUUUUACAUCGAUGACUUGAAACUGUAUGCCAAAGAUCGAAUGACUCUACAGCAGCUCAUUCAGAUUUUGAAAGAAGUGUUACCAGCGAUCGGUGUAAAGCUCAAUGAAAAGAAGACCACCUCCGUAGACCGGCUAAAUAUCUCUCGAGAUAGAGGAGGAAUCAGAAGUCGAGCUAGCCACAACCACCGUUUGGGCAUACUUAAAAUUUCAGGAGGAAAUGAUGGAAAUAAAUGGAUACUAAGGAGUGGUAAAGAAAAAAAAGCGUGGUUUAAAAAGCAUGCUAAAAGUUACACGAGGCUUACCGAUCCAAAGAGCAUUGGGCCACAGGAAUGGUACAAUAUGUUCAAAACCACAGAACCAAAUCCGGAUGGAGAUCCUACACAGAUAUAG